Python bivittatus (Burmese python) is the source of this 1779-nucleotide messenger RNA. It is a transcript of the gene CASP14, whose product is annotated as caspase 14. Lineage: Eukaryota; Metazoa; Chordata; Lepidosauria; Squamata; Pythonidae. Gene Ontology annotation, molecular function: cysteine-type endopeptidase activity. The record is from RefSeq and is a predicted model, not a curated record. Gene Ontology annotation, cellular component: cytoplasm; cytosol. Gene Ontology annotation, biological process: positive regulation of neuron apoptotic process; proteolysis.
AGGAAAGGGCUCCUCCCCACCCCCCAAGCCCGAAGCCAGCUGCUUCCUGCAGAAGUAAAAGCGAAAGCGAGGGUCACGCCAGAGGACGGUUAAAAAAUGGAGAGGGAGAAAAUCAAACGCGUCCUAGAUGAGUUGAGCGGGGAUGAAUUCAAGGAACUUAAGUACUACUUAGAAAUUGUUUCUACGGAGGAAGAGAGCGCUAGAAGCUCCCGCAAAAUCAGUAGAAGUGCGCUGGACAAAUCAAACAGCAGCUUCGGGCUUGCGGAUCUCCUGGUGCAGCAUUAUACAGAGCGAGCCGUGCCAGUGCUCGCGGUGGCGCUAGAGCGCGUGCCCCGCCUGGACCUCGUCGGCAAACUGAGGGAAAUGGGUGCAAAGCCUCGGGAACCAAGUGCACCCAAGCCAUCAAAAACACCUUGUAAAAGGGAAUGUGAGGAUGCUCCUGAAGAUGAACCACACCUGGAACGCUAUGAAAUGCGCAAUCGGCGUGUUGCCUUCAUGAUGUGCGUAACGAAAAACAGAGAUGGCUCCGAAGAGGAUAUUGGAAAAAUGAAAAAACUGUUUGAGAAAUGCAGGUUUAUUACCCCUUUACAAGACUGCAUAAAUCCUUCCAAAGAGAAAUUAAUGGACGAUCUAAAAGAGUUCCAGAAGUAUAUCAACACCUCGACUGAGGAGAUCAGCUGCUGCCUCAUUACCCUUAUGAGCCAUGGAAAACAAGGCAUUAUUUUGGACCCGGAUAAGAAAGAAAUAAUUCUGGAUGAAAUAUUUUUACUUUUCAACAAUAAAAACUGUCCUAAGCUCCAAGGAAAGCCUAAAAUAUUUAUAAUUCAAGCCUGCCAAGGAAAUGACAGAGACUAUGGAAUAGUAGAAGCAGAUGAUAAGAUUGAGAAAUUUCAGCAACAGCGGAAGCUGCCUACAGCCAGUGAUUAUUUUAUUGUAUAUUCCAGUCAAAAAGGAUUCGUGUCUUUACGUAACAGUAAUACAGGCUCAGUAAUGAUUACUGCUAUGGAUGAAGUCUUUUCAGCUCAUUGGCAGAACUGGCAUGUUGGGGAUCUUUUCACAAAGGUUAACGGCAUGAUGGUGAAACAAGAGUUUCGUUUGGCAAAUGACACGGAUACAGUGAAAGCCUGUUUAGUAACAGAAUCCACUCUUACCAAAGCUGUAUUUUUAAAAUAAAUUUCUAUAAUUAUAUAAGCUAACGUGGUUGGAUAAGGACAUCCAUUUAAUCUUUUAAAGUAGAUUUUAAAUUUAAUAGCUUCAUUAGAAUAGCUACUCAUUUAUAUUUCUUGCUUUCCACAAAUUGGAGAUCAGAUAAGGCAUUGAGAAAGAGAUUUUCUUAUUAAAGUCAACUUCAUAUUACAUAAAGCUAGAAGGGUUCAGGGCUAUAGUGAUCCAAAUAUGACUCCUAAAAUGGGGCUGAGGGAGUACAUACUAUGGAUUUAUCAUUCAUAAUGGACAGAUUCUUGUGAUUUACCUACUAAGUGGAUCUUUGAUACAAACCCAGGAUUAUCCAAAGUUUAGGCAAUUUUAAUUAAAUUUUGGCAGGUAUUGUAAGUUUCGGCAUUUCAUUCCAUAGGAAGGGCGGCUAUCUCUCUUUUCUUGAUUGACAUCUGUGGUUGAACUCAAAAAUCAGCGCUUUUUGUGGAAAAGAUUUUAUAUGAUCUGCAAUAAGCAAGUAGGCUGGACCUUUCUUAGUUUUUAGCUAUGAAGACUAAAUUUUAGUCACUAAGAGUAUAAUGUUAAAACUGAAACAAAUGAGAGCAUAUUUAUUGCUGGUGCAAU